CUCUCAUUUGUCAUAACUCUCUCUCUCUCUCUACUACUUCGUCGAUUUUUGAGUAGUAUUAAAGAAGACAGAAAGCAGCUCUCGUACAACAUUCCUACACUUGAUACUAAUUUACAUGGCUCUUCUUCGCUGCAUACCUCAAUCUUCAACUUAUCUCCCCAAGAUGAUACAGAUCCGAGGAUUCCGAAUGCAUGGGACCAAGGCAGCAGCUUCUGUUGUAGAAGAACAUAUCUCGAGGGCAGAACGUGAGGAUGAAGAGUAUGCUGAUGUUGACUGGGACAACCUCGGAUUCAGUCUUGUACGGACAGAUUACAUGUUCGCCACCAAAAGUAGCAGUGACGGAAACUUCGACCAGGGUUACCUUAGCCGUUACGGCAACAUCGAGCUAAACCCUGCUGCUGGAAUUCUUAACUAUGGCCAGGGGCUAAUCGAAGGGUUGAAAGCGUACAGAGGAGAAGACGGUAGGGUUCUUCUCUUCCGUCCAGACCUAAACGCGAUGCGUAUGAAGAUGGGAGCUGAGAGAAUGUGUAUGCAUUCUCCUUCUGUUCAACACUUUAUUGAAGGUGUUAAGCAGACCGUUCUUGCAAACAGACGUUGGGUUCCUCCUCCUGGAAAAGGCUCAUUGUAUCUCAGACCGUUGUUGUUCGGAAGCGGAGCAAGCUUGGGUGUGGCUGCAGCACCAGAGUACACGUUUCUUGUGUUUGGUUCUCCUGUUCAAAACUACUUUAAGGAAGGCACAGCGGCGUUGAAUCUGUACGUGGAGGAGGUGGUUCCACGAGCCUAUCUUGGUGGAACUGGUGGCGUAAAGGCAAUUUCAAACUACGGUCCAGUACUUGAGGCGAUGAGAAGAGCGAAAUCAAGAGGGUUUUCGGAUGUUUUGUAUCUUGAUGCAGAAACUGGGAAGAACAUAGAAGAAGUCUCUGCUUCUAAUAUUUUCCUUGUGAAGGGGAAUACAAUAGUGACUCCAGCUACUAACGGGACAAUUCUAGGAGGGAUCACGCGUAAGAGCGUCAUCGAAAUAGCCCUUGAUCUUGGCUACAAGGUGGAAGAACGAAGCGUUGCCGUAGAAGAACUGAAGGAUGCAAGAGAAGUUUUCUGCACUGGAACUGCCACUGGGGUUGCUUCAGUUGGAAGCAUCACGUUUCAGAACACAAGGACUGAGUACAAAGUGGGAGAUGCGCUUGUUACACAACAACUUCGAUCUAUUCUGGUCGGAAUACAAACUGGUUCUAUCCAAGACACUAAGGAUUGGGUUUUGGAGAUUGCCUAAGUUUUCUAAUAGAAGAAUGUUGCACUCUUUGAUCACCUAUCAAAAGCUUUUGAAACGAUUAUGAUAACCUUAUGUUGCAGUUGCAUAUAUAAAUAUAAUCCCUAAGUUCAGCUUAAUAACAUUUGUUUCACUCUUCGGUA
Messenger RNA from Capsella rubella, 1410 nucleotides. Its product is annotated as branched-chain-amino-acid aminotransferase 1, mitochondrial. The coding region runs from base 116 to 1270 and encodes 384 amino acids. Lineage: Eukaryota; Viridiplantae; Streptophyta; Magnoliopsida; Brassicales; Brassicaceae. The transcript has 10 exons. The record is from RefSeq and is a predicted model, not a curated record. Gene Ontology annotation, molecular function: branched-chain-amino-acid:2-oxoglutarate transaminase activity. Gene Ontology annotation, biological process: branched-chain amino acid metabolic process.